Messenger RNA from Camellia sinensis, 570 nucleotides. The record is from RefSeq and is a predicted model, not a curated record. NCBI's taxonomy places the organism in Eukaryota, Viridiplantae, Streptophyta, Magnoliopsida, Ericales, Theaceae.
AUGGUGUAUUGUGUCACAGCUGUUCCACCGGUCUUGCCGCCGAGCCCCCAACCGGAGCCCAACGACCGAACUACCACCAGUUGGGCACCAAAACUUACAUUCAACAACCGAGAUGUCUCAGAUGCUGAUUCGGUUGUUGCCGAAAAAGAUCACCUGUUGGCCUUUAGUCUGGCCAAGAGUGUGUGCCUCCCCAAGGAUAUGGAGCACCACAAAAAGCAGCUAAACACCGAAUUAAAGUCCAUUCGGUCUGCAACGAAGUCCAUGAUCCUGGCAAUUCAAAAAAACUACAACACUCACAAGAAAGUGCUGGAACUUAGACAAACUACGAGGGACGCAGUGGCCGAAGCCGAACUGAAGUCGGCCGAGGUAGAAAACAUCAAGAAGCAAAUGGCCGAGCUGCAGGCUGAGAACAGCAGGCUGACCGGACUAGUUAGCUCAGCAGAGGCAGAAAGGCAGAAGACUGCCAUAGCUCUGAAGGACAAAUACCUGCGCGAGCUGGUGAAGCUUGAAAGAAAGAAAGAUGCCGAAAUAAAGGAGAGCGUAAAGGAAGCCGGCAAACAAAUGGUGUGA